AGGAGGAGAUCCACGAAGCCAUUUUGUACCCAUUUCAAACUCAGUGUGGCUUCCCUGUGCGCCAUGGAUACGCUGACGCCAAGGAUACAGAGCGAAUUUACCUGCGUUAAAGGUCCGCAAUGAGGAAUAAAAGUAAAACGCGGUGUUGGGAGAGGGAGAGUUAAUCCAGUUUGGAUCACUUUCGCUGAACCUGAGUGGGAUCUGGCAGGUAACCGGACAUGGAGCCGCCGAGGUGUUGGAUUUGGGUCUGUGUUCUGCUCACGGUGCCGCUCGCAGGAUGUUUGGAGACGCACCUUUCGGAGACUUUACAGCCCGGGAGUGUUUUAGCAAACCUGUCCGUGGGACCUGGAUGGAUUUAUACAAUUGACAGGACUUUAUCUCCAAACUUUAUCCACAAGUUUUUCCAAGUGGAGAGGCGCAGCGGACUGAUCCGCCUGUCCCACAGGCUGAAGUGCGCGAACACAUCAAGGAACCCGGUGCCUGUUUACUUUAGGGCUGUGUCCUCAACGUCUGGAGACUCAACUCUCACGCAUUUGAACGUGUUUGUCCACGGACAGGACUGUUUUAUUAAGUACAAGAGAAAGAGUGAGCCAGACAUUCAUAUUAAACACAUUAUGAAACUAAAGUCAUCUUCCUGUUUACUGGCAGGUAAACUCUUAUUGAAUGUAAAGAAACUUUUGCCAAAAUCUACACAAGGUAUAAACCUUUUAAAUACUAAAUGUUAUGGAAAAGACUUUGUUGCUGUUCUCAGGCAUGGAGAUUUGUUCCUGGUUAAUGAUUUGUGCCUUGAGCACAGAGAAAAAAUGAGUUUAAAAUGCACCCUGCAUGGCUCUGCAGACAGCAAACUGUCUGUGCAGGUGAUUUUGACGCUUUUACAAAAUGAAAUAACCCAGAAAGCCAGAAAGUCUAACAAACUGAGGUGGAAGCGACAAGUGAACACACCUCCACAAUUCCAGCUCGCCACCUAUCAGGUGUCUGUACCAGAGAAUGAGCCCCCAUACACCCGAGUCAUUACCUUGAAGGCAACUGAUCCAGAUGAUGGAGAGGCAGGGAGGCUUGAGUACAGCAUUGAGGCUCUGUUUGACAAAAGGUCUGAUGAUUACUUUCAAAUUGAUGCAAAAACUGGAAGCAUAACAACCGUCCAGCUGCUUGAUAGAGAAGUGAAGGAUACUCAUGUUUUCAAAGUUUCUGCAAAUGACAAUGGCACGCCGAAAAGAUUUGCCACUUCUUACCUGACUGUCACAGUGAGUGAUAAAAAUGACCAUUCACCGGUGUUUGAACAAAACAAUUACAGCGAAAAGGUCAAUGAGAAUGUGGAAGUUGGCUUCGAGGUGAUGACGGUCCGUGCCACUGAUGGCGACGCCCCUUCCAAUGCCAACAUGGUUUAUACAAUUGUCAACAAAGAUGAUGAGAACUCCAUCUUUGAGAUAGACCCACGGAAUGGCGUGGUAAGGAUCAAAGAGCGGCCUGAUAGGGAGACCAAGGCCGAGUACACACUCAUUGUGGAAGCCAAUGACCAGGGGAAGGACCCUGGACCUCGAACAGCCACUGCUACAGUUCGCAUCGAGAUUGGGGAUGAAAAUGACAACUACCCCCAGUUUAGUAAGAAGAGAUAUGUGGUACAGGUCCCAGAAAAUGUAGCCGUCAACACUAAAAUUGUCCAGGUAGACGCCACUGAUAGAGAUGCUGGUAACAAUGCAAAAGUGCACUAUAGCAUCAUCAGUGGAAACAUAAAGGGUCAAUUCUACAUCAACUCCCCCACUGGAGUUAUUGAAGUUAUCAACUCUCUGGACUAUGAAGAUGUCCGGGAGUAUAAUCUGAGGAUCAAAGCUCAAGAUGGUGGAAGGCCACCACUGAUAAAUAGUACGGGGUUGGUGGUGGUACAAGUGGUGGAUGUCAACGACAAUGCUCCCAUUUUUGUCAGCACUCCUUUUCAAUCAACUGUGUACGAAAACGUACCCAUCGGUUACUCUGUUAGGCACAUUCAAGCAAUUGAUGAUGAUUCUGGAGAAAAUGCUCGUCUGGAAUACCAGCUCACUGACACAACACCUGGUUUCCCAUUCGUCAUCAAUAACAGUACAGGCUGGAUUACAGUUGGUGAGGAACUGGACAGGGAGACCAUUGAAUUCUACACCUUUGGCGUUGUAGCAAGAGAUCAUGGGAUCCCUGCUAUGUCAUCAUCAGCCAGCGUCAGCAUCACAGUGUUGGAUUUUAAUGACAAUGUGCCCACAUUUACAGAAAAUUCCUACUCUUUAAAGGUCAAUGAAGAUGCUGUGGUGGGGUCCAGUGUGCUGAUGCUGACAGCUGUGGACAGAGACAAAGACAAUGUGGUGACCUAUCAGAUCUCCAGUGGAAACACCAGAAACCGUUUUGCCAUCACCAGCCAAAGCGGCGGUGGCCUCAUCACCCUGGCCCUUCCUUUGGACUACAAACAAGAGCGACAGUACGUCCUGACGGUAACGGCCAGCGAUGGAACACGCUCUGGCACAGCUGAGGUGUUCAUCAACGUGACAGACGCCAACACACAUCGACCUGUUUUCCAAAAUGCUAACCAGCAGGUGACACUAAGUGAAGAUAAGCCUAUAGGCCACACCGUGACUGUGGUCUCUGCAACGGAUGAGGAUACGGGGGAGAAUGCUCGAAUCACUUAUAUCAUGGAAGAUAAUAUUCCUCAAUUUAAAAUUGACCCAGAUACAGGUGCUAUCACAACACAGAUGGAGAUUGACUAUGAAGUCGAUGCAUCCUACACUUUAGCCAUCAUUGCCAGAGACAAUGGCAUCCCUCAGAAAUCUGAUAUGACCUAUUUGGAGAUAAUUAUUGAUGAUGCCAAUGAUAAUGAUCCCCAGUUUGACAGCGAUAUCUAUAAGGGGAAUGUAAUUGAAAAUGCAGACAUCCGCACUAGUGUACUCAAGAUCUAUGCUACAGACAGAGAUUCUGGUCUCAACAAAAGGGUGACUUAUGCAUUUCAGGAUGGAGGUGAUGGAGAUGGGGAUUUUUUGAUUGAGCAAAAUACUGGGAUCAUCAGAACAGCUCGCAAACUGGACCGUGAGAACGUUCCUGUUUACAACCUGAGAGCUGUUGCUAUGGAUAGUGGGGUUCCUCCUAGGAAGGCAUUUGUUUCUGUUCAUAUUGAGGUCCAAGAUAUAAACGACAAUGCCCCGGUGUUUGAGAAGGAUGAGCUUUUUUUUUAUGUGGAGGAGAACAGUCCCGUGGGGUCAGUGGUUGCCCAAAUAACUGCCACAGACGCAGACGAGGGCACCAACGCAGAUAUUUAUUACCAAAUUGUGGAAGGCAAUAUUCCAGAGGUUUUCCUCCUUGACCUUCGCAAUGGGGAGCUUACUGCUCUCACAGACCUGGAUUAUGAGACCAAAAAAGAGUACAUCAUUGUGGUCCAGGCCACAUCAGCACCACUAGUGAGCCGGGCUACUGUGCAUAUCCGCCUUGUGGACAUGAAUGACAACAAACCUGUACUGCAGAACUUUGAAAUCAUCUUCAACAACUAUGUCACCAACAAAUCUAACAGUUUCCCAACAGGAGUUAUUGGUAACGUACCAGCCCAUGACCCGGAUGUGUCAGAUAAGCUGCGCUACAAGUUUGAAUCUGGAAAUGAAUUAUUAUUUUUGCUGUUGAAUGAAGACACUGGGGAUCUGAAACUGAGCAGGGAUCUGAAUAAUGACAGGGCUCUGGAGGCCCCCAUGACCAUCUCUGUCACAGACGGCCUCCAUCAAGUUGUUGCCAUUUGCACGCUGCGCGUCAUCAUAAUCACUGACGAUAUGCUCACCAACAGCAUCACGGUGCGUCUGGAGAAUAUGUCGCAGGAGCGAUUUCUGUCUCCCCUCCUCAGCCGGUUCCUUGAAGGGGUGGCGGCGGUGCUGUCCACCAAACGGGAGGCUGUGUUUGUCUUCAACAUCCAAAAUGACACCGAUGUGCAGGGCUCCAUCCUAAACGUUACCUUUUCAGCACUGCAACCAGGAAGCGCCUCGGGUAGAGGAACAUUCUUCCCCUCUGAGGAGCUCCAAGAGCAGAUCUACCUGAACAGAACGCUGCUGAGACUCAUAUCCUCUCAGGAGGUGUUGCCAUUUGAUGAUAACAUCUGCCUCCGGGAGCCCUGUGAGAACUACAUGAAGUGUGUCUCUGUGCUAAAAUUCGACAGCUCGCCGCCAUUUAUCGCCUCCAACACGGUUCUUUUUCGACCCAUCCACCCCAUCAAUGGGCUCCGGUGCCGCUGUCCUGUUGGUUUCACCGGGGACUACUGCGAGACUGAGAUCGACCUUUGCUACUCGGGGCCAUGCAAGAACAACGGAACGUGCCGCAGUCGUGAAGGGGGGUACACCUGCGAGUGCCUGGAAGACUUCACAGGCGAGCAUUGUGAGUUGAAUGCCUCUUCAGACCGCUGUGUUCCCGGUGUUUGCAAGAAUGGUGGGAAAUGCAUCAACCGACUCGCUGGAGGGUUUAUGUGCGAGUGUCCUCCAGGAGAGUUCGAGAAGCCUUACUGUGAAAUGACCACCCGCAGCUUCCCCGGGCAGUCGUUCGUAACAUUCAGGGGUCUCCGGCAAAGGUUCCACUUCACUGUGUCUUUCAUGUUUGCUACCAGAGAAAGAAAUGCUCUGCUCCUCUACAACGGCAGGUUCAAUGAGAAACACGACUUUAUCGCCCUGGAGAUCAUUAAGGAACAGAUUCAGCUUACCUUUUCCGGAGGUGAGACUAUAACCACAGUGACCACCUACGUCCCUGGAGGAGUUAGUGACGGACAAUGGCAUUCGGUCCAGCUCCAUUACUACAACAAGCCUAACAUCGGCCGCCUCGGCAUCCCUCACGGACCCUCUGCAGAGAAGGUGGCAGUGGUCGCUGUGGACGACUGUGACAUCUCCAUGGCAGUUCGCUUUGGGAAACAGAUUGGCAACUACACCUGCGCCGCCCAGGGCACCCAGACCGGACAGAAGAAAUCGUUGGACUUGACUGGCCCUCUGUUGCUGGGAGGAGUUCCCAAUCUGCCUGAGGACUUCCCAGUCAGGAACAGAAACUUUGUGGGCUGCAUGAGAAACUUAACUAUCGACAGCAAACCCAUCGACAUGGCCAGCUACAUCGCUAACAAUGGCACCACUGCAGGUUGUCCAGCAAAGAAGAACUUCUGCACAGACAAUGUGUGUCUGAACGGAGGCGUGUGCGUUAGCAAGUGGAACACCUACAGCUGCGACUGUCCUACCGGCUAUGGGGGCAAAAGCUGUGAACAAGAGAUGCCCUCUCCUCAGUUCUUUGAUGGCCAGGCACUGGUAUCUUGGAGCGAGCCGGAUAUAACUGUCGCUGUUCCCUGGUACAUGGGUCUCAUGUUCCGGACCCGGCAGCCAACUGGGACUCUGAUGCAGGUCAAUGCUGGAUCCUCCUCUACCAUUAACAUAAUGGUGAGGGAACAGCAGAUCCGUAUGGAAGUGCUGUUGAAGGAGAAGUUAUUGGCAACGUUGGGUUUCCCCCAAGUCCGUGUCAACGACGGAGAGUGGCACCACUUGCUGGUAGAAAUAAGAAGCAUUAAAGAUGGCAAAGAAAUUAAAUACAUGGCAGCUGUUUCCUUGGAUUACGGAAUGUACAAGAAGUCUGUUCAGAUCGGUAAUGACCUACCAGGUUUGAAGGUAGAGACACUCCAUGUUGGAGGGCUGCCUGGAGAGGGAAACAUUGUCAAUAGAGGAUUUGUCGGCUGCAUACAGGGUGUGCGCAUGGGAGAGACCGCUACCAAUGUGGCCAAUGUGAACAUGGCCCAGGGCCUGAAAAUCCAUGUGGAGGAUGGCUGCGAUGUGGCAGACCCUUGCGACUCCAACAUCUGUCCUGAGAACAGCCAUUGUAGCGAUGACUGGACCACACACACCUGUGUCUGUGACCCAGGCUACUUUGGUAAGGAGUGCGUGGACGCUUGUAAGCUCAAUCCCUGUGAGCAUGUCUCCAAUUGUGUCCACAAGCCGAGUUCAUCUCACGGAUACACUUGUGAAUGUGGAGAAAACUACUAUGGCCAGUACUGUGAAAACAAAGUGGAGAAACCAUGUCCUCCUGGUUGGUGGGGUAGCCCAGUGUGUGGGCCCUGCAACUGUGACACAAGCAAAGGAUUUAAUAAGGAGUGCAACAAAACCACCGGAGAGUGCCGCUGCAAGGAUAACUACUAUCGGCCUGAGGGCGAGGACACCUGCUACCCCUGUGACUGUUUCCACAUAGGCUCCGAGUCUCGAACAUGCGACCCAGUCAGCGGGCAGUGCCCCUGCAAGGGAGGCGCCAUCGGCCUUCAGUGCAAUCGCUGCGAUAACCCAUUUGGUGAAGUAACACCUAAAGGAUGUCAGGUUGUGUAUGAACACUGCCCAAAGGCAUUUGAUGCUGGCAUUUGGUGGCCAAAGACCAAAUUUGGACGCCCUGCUGCUAUGGACUGUCCCAAAGGAUCUAUCGGUACAGCUAUUCGUCAUUGUACUGAUAAGGGCUGGUUGUCUCCUGAACUUUUUAACUGUACCACAGAGACUUUAUCCAGUUUGAAGAAGAUGAAUGAGGAGCUGCGUCGCAACAGCUUUAAGAUGAAUAGUGAACAGUCCAAAGACAUUGUGCGUUUGCUGCACAGUGCCACAAAUAAGAAGCCGCACUUCUACGGCAACGAUGUCAAGAUGGCGUCCCAACUGCUGAAUCACGUGCUGAAGUACGAAAGCCGGCAGUCUGGCCUCAAUCUCACUGCCAUGAAGGAUGCAAAGUUCAAUGAGAAUUUGGUGCGAGCAGGCAGUGCCAUUCUGGACCCCGGCACCAAGGACCACUGGGACCAAAUCCAGAGGACAGAAGGCGGCACCGCACACCUGCUUCGCAACUUUGAGGACUAUGCCAACACCUUGGCCCAAAAUGUCAGGAAAACCCACCUCAAACCAUUCACCAUUGUCACUGACAACAUGAUAUUAACUGUUGACUACUUGGAUGUGUCAGACCCAGAGAAGGCAACGCUACCUCGCUUUAAAGACAUCCAGGAGUCUUACCCCAAAGAGCUUGGAUCUUCCGUGCACUUCCCGUUUUUAACUUACAAGGUCAUGUCCAAAAAGGUAAGAACCAAAUCUAAAUCAGAACUACUCUGCCUCUUUUACUACAUUCUGAUCCAUCAGCUCUUUCCUCUUUUUGCCACAGAGAAGCCAACUCCAGAACCUCAAACCCAGACUGGUCACCCUAAAGGGGAGGAGCACAGGGCGUCUGAAAGAACACGACGUCACCUAGAGCCACCCAAACCUAAAAUGGUGGCCGUCGUCAUUGUUUACAAGUCGCUGGGCCAGCUACUCCCAGAAAGAUACGACUCAGACCGGAGGAAUUUGAGGGUUCCCAACCGUCCAGUGAUCAACACAGCAGUAGUAAGUGCCACAGUCCACAGUGAAGGUCCACCCUUUCCUCCAGUCCUGGACCCACCCAUCACCUUGGAGUACACUCUGCUGGAGACAGAGGAGCGGACAAAACCAGUCUGUGUUUACUGGGACCACUCUUCCUCGAUUGGAGGUACAGGCGGGUGGUCCUCCAAAGGCUGCGAGGUGCUAGACAGGAACAACACUCACAUUAGCUGCCAGUGUAAUCACAUGACUAGCUUUGCUGUGCUGAUGGACAUCUCCAAGAGAGAGCAUGGCGAUGUCCUCCCACUGAAGAUCGUCACUUACACCACAGUCUCCAUCUCCCUCUUCCUCCUCCUUCUCACCUUCAUCCUUCUGUGCCUUCUGCACCGACUCCGAUCCAACCUGCACGCCAUCCACAGGAACCUGGUGGCGACGCUCUUCUUCUCCGAGCUGGUCUUCCUGCUAGGCAUCAAUCAGACGGACAACAUGUUUGUGUGUACCGUAAUAGCCAUCCUCCUCCACUACUUUUACAUGUGCACCUUCGCCUGGAUGUUCGUUGAGGGUCUGCACAUUUACCGUAUGUUGACCGAGUUGCGAAACAUCAACCAUGGACACAUGAGGUUCUACUACGCCAUUGGCUGGGGCAUACCCGCUGUCAUCACCGGUUUGGCAGUCGGCCUAGACCCUCAAGGUUACGGAAAUCCAGAUUUCUGCUGGCUUUCCGUUCAUGACACUCUGAUCUGGAGCUUCGCAGGACCCAUUUUCGUGGUCGUUCUUGUGAAUAUAGUGAUCUUCGUUUUAGCUGCGAAGGCUUCCUGUGGUCGAAGGCAGAAGGUUGUGGAGAAAUCAGGAGCUAUUCCUGCGCUGCGUAUGGCCUUUCUCCUCCUGCUACUUAUCAGCGCCACCUGGUUGCUCGGCCUCAUGGCUGUCAACAGCGAUGUAAUGACUUUCCACUAUCUGUUUGCCAUCUUCAGCUGCUUACAGGGAGUCUUCAUCUUCUUCUUUCAUGUGAUCUUCAACAAAGAAGUGAGGAAAAACCUCAAGAAUGUCUUCACAGGUAAAAAGACGGUCCAGGACGACUCCAGCACCACCAGGGCGUCCUUACUCACCCGCUCUCUCAACUGCAACACAUACGCAGAGGACGGCCCGCUGUAUCGCACAGCCAUCGGGGAGUCCAACGUCUCCUUGGACAGUACACUCAGGUCAGCCAAGAGCCGCAGCAGCUACCUGGCUUACGCACACAGGGAAGAGUCGGGUCAGAAGCCCAGCUCAUCAGGAACGGCUAAAGGACACACAGAUCUUGAUGGACCUCUUUUCCAUCGAAAUGGCACCAAAGGAGAUGACUCUGACUCAGACAGUGAGAUGUCUGUCGACGACGAACACAGCUCCUCCUACGCUUCCUCCCACUCCUCUGAUAGCGAGGACGAAGAUUUAGAUGUCAAGACUAAAUGGAACAACGAGAGACCCCUUCACAGCACCCCUAAAGGUGAUUCAGUUUCCAAUCAUGUAAGACCUUACUGGCCAACAGGGGGCACCACAGCUAGUGACAGCGAGGACCCAGGUGGGACAGACAGGCUGAGGGUGGAGACAAAGGUGAACGUGGAACAGCAUCCGGAAAAUAAACUGAACCACAUCGGUGAAACGGAGAGGGAAGCUCCCCUGGAGGGAGACAAGGAGAUGCCUGGUAACGGCAAAGACCUGGCGCCUCCUGGCCAACCCAACAGCAACCACCAGCCAGAGCAGAGAAAAGGUAUCCUAAAGAACAAGAUCAGCUAUCCUCCUCCUCUGAAUGACAAGAAUAUGAAGAACCGUAUGAGGGAGAAGCUGAGCGACUACAGCUCCCCCACCAUCACCUCUCCCCCACCCAUCAACAAUAACAACACCUCGGGCCUGCCUCCCUCCUCCGUCAACAUCAUGAACCCUUCGUCCCGGCCGUCGUCGCAGGCCUCCAACGACAGAGCUCGCCUUGGCAACCACGAGCGCGGAUCUCUGGUGAAGCCACCUAUCACUCCUCGCCCUCAGAUUCCCUCCGGUCCACCACUAGGGGGCAUCUAUCGGGAAACCAAUGGGGGCGUGGCCAUGCACUUAAAGACCGGGACAGUGAAUGGAGGAAACCACUCCGACUCAGAUGGCAGUAACGAGACUUCAAUCUGACCCGUUAGGGAGUUCGAGACUAGCCCACCCCUGUGAGAGGAGAAGCCUGCAGACGGGACGUGUGCCGAGAAGGGAAGAAAAAUAAA
This is a messenger RNA of Cyprinodon tularosa, 9568 nucleotides long. RefSeq names its product cadherin EGF LAG seven-pass G-type receptor 1a (gene celsr1a). Gene Ontology annotation, cellular component: plasma membrane. The record is from RefSeq and is a predicted model, not a curated record. NCBI's taxonomy places the organism in Eukaryota, Metazoa, Chordata, Actinopteri, Cyprinodontiformes, Cyprinodontidae. Gene Ontology annotation, biological process: G protein-coupled receptor signaling pathway; homophilic cell-cell adhesion; cell surface receptor signaling pathway. Gene Ontology annotation, molecular function: G protein-coupled receptor activity; calcium ion binding.